GAAGACUUUGGUCUAUUUUAAGACAGGGCAUCCACCUGUGACCUGCGUGAUAAUUGCUGGGUAGAAUGCAUAAUAAGUGAUAUCACUUUUUUUAUUCAGUCAUCAUUUCCAAGGCGUGCUUAUCUCGUCGAUAGAGACAUGCGCUGUGUACUUUUCAUUGUUUUGUGCGGCUUUUACGCCGGUAUUGACUGCUUACCAAACACUGGAAGUGUCGACAACAUAAUGGAUGAGAAAUAUCUAGAUAUUAUCAGGGAGAUCGCAGAAGCCGUAGAAGAAAGUGAAAGGCAAAACGACCCACCGAACAUUGAUUCUAACCACGAAACAUUCUCAAGAGGACGUGAUGAAAGUAAACACGCGAAAGCAAUUCAACAAAACACAAACGACCCUCCGUAUACCGACACCGAGAAGAGCUACCUUGAAGUCGCUAGAGAAGUUGCUGACGCAUACAUGAUAGAAAAGAAGGAAGCAGAAGAGUCCGACGUAGCAGGCUCUGGCUCAGCUGUAGCUGCACUACGUAGCUUCAAUCGUCCAAGCGCAAGAAUUAGACAGCUUUUAGAUGAACAGGCUAGAGAAGAGGCAGAAUUAGAGACCUUAAGUUUACUAGUUGCUGGUGAAGACUCAGAUUUGCUAAGAGAAGUCAACGUUCGAUUGACUGCAGGAAGUGCAAAGGACGAUCCGUCGUGCGGUAUUACUAUUGACUGCAGUAAGGCGGACAAUAGAACUUUUGUAGACAACAUUGAGUUUAGAACCAUAGAUGGCAUAUGCAAUAAUCGGAACAAUUAUACAUGGGGAAUGACAUAUGUUCAACACCGGAGAUUAUUACCAGAUACCUAUCACAAUGGAAAAUGGCAUUUACGUCAAUUAAGCGUUACUAGUACGAGACGCCCACGUAAUGACGUACGUUUACCGUCUGCACGUAACAUCAGCAAUGUCGUCCACAGCAGUACGACUCAACCAAAGCCGGACAACGACGAUAACAUUUCCCUUGCUAUAUUUUAUUUCAUGCAGUUUAUAGAUCACGAUUUGGCAAAAACUCCCGAAGGUCACGUGUCUUCAAAAAGAGAUUGUUGCAAGGAAAACGUAGACAGGCCAAGAUUAUUUUGUAUGCCUAUUAAAGCGGAGGUUGCAGAGAGUCAUUUUAAAACGGAUUAUUGUAUGGAUUCGAGGAGAAGUUUCACCUUAUUCCGUUGUAACGACAAAAGUGGGUUCCAGAACCAGAUAAAUGAGAUUACGUCUUAUCUUGAUGCAAGUAUGGUUUAUGGAUCUACGGUGGCUGAGGAGAAGCAGCUCAGAACUGGAAUUGGUGGUUGGUUGGCUGAAAGCAGUAACAGAUUUCUGCCUAACUCCUCUCAUGCGUCUGACUUACCGUGCAAUUCAACUGACCCGAAUUAUAAAUUUUGCUAUGAAGCAGGUGACACAAGAGCAAACGUUCACCCAGGACUGACAAGUUAUCAUACAAUAUUUGUGCGGGAGCAUAACCGUAUUGCAACACUUUUUGCCGAAAUAAGACCCGAAUGGAGUGACGAUAGAAUUUACCAGGAGACGAGGAAAAUAAUAGGAGCACUUAUACAACGUAUUGUUUAUAACGAAUUGUUACCAGUUCUUUUCCGUCAAUCGGAGCUGGUCUCGUAUGGAGUUGCCACCAAUUACUCAUACAAUUCUUCCAUUGAUGCGUCGAUGACACAGGCGUUUUCAAUGGCAUACAGAUAUCACCAACUGAUGCCUGCGAAGCUGCAUUUGGCUGAGGAAGUGGCUUCUGAGGAAACACCGGUGGUGAAUUUUAAAGAGGAAAAUCAAGAAAAUGUUAUUAUGAGGCCAAAUUAUGUCAACAGAGAUAACUAUAAAGGAAUCGAUGAAAUUGCUCUUGGACUCUUGGUGAGCAAAUGCCCGUAUGUCGAUAGGGUAAUGAAUGAUGCUACAAGAAAUCUGCUAUUUUUGGAUAAAGACGGAAACUCUUUCGAUCUAGCUGCGUUGAACAUCAUGCGCGGUAGAGAAUGGGGCAUGCCAACAUAUACGUCUUACCGUGCAUUGUGUGGGCUCGGAAAUACAACGGCUUGGAGUGAUCUCUCAAACACAACACUACAAGAGGAUGUAGAUAAGAUGGCAUCGGUGUAUGCCGAUGUACGUGAUGUUGAUCUUUGGACGGGAAUAAUGACAGAAAAGAAGCUACCGGGCUCAAUUUCCGGUGCCACACAAACCUGUCUUUUAGCUAAGCAUUUUGCUAAUUUAAAGCACGGGGACAGGUUCUGGUAUGAAAAUCCAACAACUGGCUUUACAGGUGCUCAGCUACAGCAAAUACAGUCGAAAACAUUAGCAAGAGUGCUUUGUGACAAUCUUGGCGUAACGAAGAUGAGGCCAGAGGUGUUCCGAUCAAAUUCUGAUUGGGUAAGCUGUAGUCGAAUUCGUACACGAACAGGUGGAGAUUGGGACUUAAGCAGUUGGUAGACUGAACUAUAUUGAUAAAUCUCGAAAUUGAUUUUUGACAGACGGAAUAUCAAGAUUCGAUUCGAAAUUGGACUUACACAGCUGUUCGACUGAAAAAAAGAUUUAACUCUCGCUUAGUUUUGGACUUAAAUACACCCAUUCAAUAUCAGCAGACUAAUUUAAAUAUGUAUAAUACUUAUUUUCAUUUGCAAAAAAAAAAAAAAUGAAAAAAAAUUCUACUUUUAUAUGUUUCGAUAUAACGUUGACAUCUUAACAAACGAGUAUCUUUACUCUUAAUUGAAUAUAUAUAAAAAAAUGAUUUUCCAAGACAAUGUGUGUGGAAGAUCUUGCUGCAUUUUUGAUGACUUUUUCUUAUAUAUUGUGCUAUUUUAUUCUAUAUCUUGAAUGUAUUCACUACGCUCAAUACAAUCGCAUUAAACAACUUAAAA
Ruditapes philippinarum (Manila clam) is the source of this 2873-nucleotide messenger RNA. Its product is annotated as eosinophil peroxidase-like. Gene Ontology annotation, molecular function: heme binding; peroxidase activity. The transcript has 16 exons. NCBI's taxonomy places the organism in Eukaryota, Metazoa, Mollusca, Bivalvia, Venerida, Veneridae. Gene Ontology annotation, biological process: response to oxidative stress. The record is from RefSeq and is a predicted model, not a curated record. Bases 139 to 2445 code for a protein of 768 amino acids.